Messenger RNA from Rhopilema esculentum, 2007 nucleotides. RefSeq lists its product as uncharacterized. Lineage: Eukaryota; Metazoa; Cnidaria; Scyphozoa; Rhizostomeae; Rhizostomatidae. The record is from RefSeq and is a predicted model, not a curated record.
GAUACAAAACUUAUUUAUACCAAAACUAGCAAUCAGCCAUCUCUUAAACCGACUCUCACUUGGGGAGAUAUCUUCAUCUUUGAUUUAUUUUGAGAAAUUCGUGUGAAAAAGUUUCUUUUUCAAUAGAAAUUUAAGCUGAAAUGAGAAAAGCAGAUCUGACCGAUACUCUUCUGUUUAGAACCUCGAAAAAUUAACAAGAUCGUGAGAAUGCUGACUCGUUGAUACGAUCAUGUUUGUUAGGGCUGAGAAUUACACAACACGUAACACGUGCAAAGAAGAUGAAGAAGCGCUCAGUGGCUGUAAGAAACUAAACCCAUUUGGGCUGCCUAAUGGCCAAUUGGUUGAGAAAAAUACCUAGGCGUGGCAACGCGCUAUUGAAAAGCGUUCAGAGACGCUCUUCUUUAGGUUAACAAGACUAAACUCCAUUUGGUCAACUAUAGUGGCAUACACCGGCAAAAUUCCAUAUUUUCCUUCAAUUGGCUUUAAGGGAACUUUGUUCUUACGGUGGCAGAUGGUCAAAAGGCGUGGGUGCAUACGAACAUCUUUUGCAUAGACGACAAGUUAACAGAGUAGCAAAAACACCUAACGCAUGCGAGUUAAUAGAUACUCAUUCUCUAUAACUUACAGAGUGUGGUUGGCUUUAAAACGGAAGGAGAGUUUAUAGUAAGAGAGUGGUUCGGAAGAUUGACUAGGCGACUAUCACUGUCAACUGCAUCAAAUAGGGAGGCAAACAGAAUGAUGAUGCAGCUUCAGCUGGUUGCAAUUUGUUGCUUUGCGUUGAUUAUUUGCAAAAGUUUGUCAAUCGAGGUACAACGAAGUUUAAAUGACCUGGACGAAGAUGCAAGAGCAAUGCAUCGCGAAAAGAGGCUUGUUCAAGAACUGAAUGCUGAAGAUCUUAGUGACAACGAAAAGAGAAAUUUACAGGAUCAGAAAGUGAAAAGGCCACAUUUGCUUCUUGGAAGAAUGGAUGCUGGCAUUGAUGAAUCAGACCUGUGGAACAACAACCACGAUGCUGGAUAUGAUUCCUUUAAAAAGACAGCGAUUGAUACGCAGAGAAGGUCAGCGUUGGAUGAUGUGAAGCUCUGGGCAAGGGAAGUGGCAGAGAAGAUAUCAAGAGAAGCGGAGCAGCAUGGAACCGCUGGCUUGUGGGGAAAGAGAGGUGCGAAACCAACUCUAUCUGAGAAAGAUCUAGCACUAUUUUUGAAUGCAUUGAAUAAUGAAGAAAGGAAAGCCAACGCUAGAAGAACAAUUGCAGACACUGAAAUUGAAAAUAGACAACAACCGGAGGAUUUGGGAUUGUGGGGAAAACGCUCAACGAAAUCCAAGAGGACGAGUAGGCACAGUGACGAGGAGAACCGAGGGAAUCAUUUAAAACGACAAGGCCAGCCUGGCAAUAUCGGGCUUUGGAAAGGAAAGAGGGGCUUUCAUGGAAACGGAGAAGCUAGCAAACCAAAUGGGGAUUCAAAUGUUGGUCUAUGGGGCAGAGAACAAGGGAUGUGGGAGCGAAAAAGAUCUAAUCAAUUGGCAAGAACAUAAAAUGGACAUUAACAUUUUUGCUAAUUAGAAAUCCAUAGCACUUGUCAUGACAUUUCUCUCAUUAGAUUAUGUCUUUCACAUGUAAACUGUUUGCUUCCUAACCCAAACACAAUUUUAAUACGAAUGUGACAUGAAUUGAAAAAGAAAUGAAUUUCUACGAGAGAAAUACUGUUCAAACUCUUGCAAAAGCAUAUCGUAUGGUUAUUUAUCAAUUAAGGAUCUGACAACUUUGUUAGUGUUCAAGAUUUAUCAAGGUUAUUUGCAUACUUUGAAACGAAAAGCUUCUCUUAAAAUCUAUAUAUAUAUUAAAUCAUUAUGUUGACGUGUGUAAUCAAAUCAAGAACAGCUCUGAUGGAUUACAAUUAUCUACAAUCUUUGAUUUCUUUCUUACACCAGCAGUUCCUUUUGCAAACGAAUAAUUGCGUUCAUGGAUUAGAAAAUUCCAUAUUUAUCAAAUGACCGUAAUUAUAA